UUGUAUCAGGAGGAUCAAAUGAAAAUGGAAGCAUGCACCACAGCCCAGAUUCUGAUGGAACAUUUAUUUCUUACAGCAAAGAAUGGGAAGAACUAUUUGUAAACAACAAUUACUUGGCAACUAUACGGCUGAAGGGGAUUAAUGGGCAGCUGAGAAGCAGCAGGUUCCGUAGCGUUUGCUGGAAGUUAUUUCUAGAGGUUUUACCCCAAGACAGAAGUCAGUGGAUUAAAAGCACUUCCGAAUUAAGAACAUCUUACAACAAGAUCAAAGAGAUUCAUAUUACAAACCCACGGAAAGCGGGACAGCAAGACCUGAUCAUCAACAAUCCUCUGUCUCAGGAUGAAGGUAGUCUAUGGAAUAAAUUUUUCCAGGAUAAAGAGCUUCGAGCAAUGAUUGAACAAGAUGUGACAAGAACGUUUCCUGAAAUGCAGUAUUUCCAGCAAGAGACUGUGAGGAAAAUUCUUACAGAUGUUCUGUUUUGCUAUGCCAGAGAAAAUGAGCAGUUGCUUUAUAAACAGGGGAUGCAUGAACUUCUGGCUCCCAUUGUCUUUAUCCUGCAUUGUGACCACCAGGCUUUCUCACAUGCCAGUGAAGCUGCGCAACCAAGUGAGGAAAUGAAAGUUCUUUUGAAUCCUGAAUAUCUGGAACAUGAUGCCUAUGCAAUGUUCACAUGUCUUAUGAAAACUGCAGAACAUUGGUUUUCAACUUUUGAACAUGACAGUCAGAAGGAGAGAGAUGCAAUGAUUACGCCUAUGCCAUUCGCAAGGCCACAGGACGUAGGCCCAUCUAUUGCUAUUGUAACUAAAGUAAACCAGAUUCAGGAUCAUCUGCUGAAGAAACAUGAUAUUGAACUGUAUAUGCAUCUGAACCGACUGGAAAUUGCUCCACAGAUUUAUGGACUGCGCUGGGUAAGGCUCCUGUUUGGGCGAGAAUUCCCACUUCAGGACCUGCUAGUUGUAUGGGAUGCUUUAUUUGCUGACAGUAUCACCCUGAACUUAGUUGACUACAUUUUUGUAGCCAUGUUGUUAUAUAUUAGGGAUGCCUUGAUUUCAAGUAAUUAUCAGACCUGUUUGGGACUUCUGAUGCAUUAUCCACCUAUUGAAGAUGUUCACUCCCUUAUCCUUAGAGCACUUUUUCUCCGAGAUCCAAAGAAAAAUCCAAGGCCAGUGACACACCAGUUCCAACAGAAUUUAGACUAUUACAAAGCACGUGGAGCAGACUUGAUGAAUAAAACCCGGGCCAGUGCUAAGGCCGCCCCGCUGAACAUCAACAAAGUCUCCAACAGCUUGCUCAACUUUGGCCGCAAGCUCAUCGCCCCCGCCAUGGCGCGGCUCAUGAAAUCCGAGAGCAUGCCAGUCCAGCUGGGCAAAGGCCAAAAUUCAAAAAACAUCAGUUCAUCUCCAAGCAUAGAGAGCUUGUCUGGCGGACGUGAAUUUACAGGAUCUCCUCCUCUAUCUGCAUCCAAAAAGGAUUCGUUUUUCAGUACAAUCUCCCGAUCCCGUUCCCAAAGCAAAACUAUGAGCAGAAAAGAAUCU
Molecule: messenger RNA, 1535 nt
Organism: Tinamus guttatus (white-throated tinamou)
Lineage: Eukaryota; Metazoa; Chordata; Aves; Tinamiformes; Tinamidae
Source: RefSeq, a predicted model, not a curated record